Molecule: messenger RNA, 877 nt
Organism: Cladocopium goreaui
Lineage: Eukaryota; Dinophyceae; Suessiales; Symbiodiniaceae
Source: the annotation of a GenBank genome assembly
UCAACAAAGCCUAACCACGAUGGCAAAAAGUCAUUGGCUUCGAUCGUGGCCGGUGGCUUUGCUGUGGAUUCCAGUCAAGGCGGAACUUGGCUUCCUGAACAUGGAGAAUAUGUGUGUACAGACUCCGUUACCUUUCAUUUGUCCGAGCAACAGUGGUUCCAGUGCUUCGAGUGGUUCCCCCUUCGGGGCCUUCCCACCGCCGAAUCCUUCAACGCCAAGCUGCUCGACGAAUCCAGACAGCUGUUGCAAGCAAUCCAGCUGCAUUCAGAUUGGAGGGAUGGCCCUUCCUAUGAUUGGAGCAUGCAGGCCAGACCGUGGCGAAACGAGAUGCGCCGACAUGUCCACACCUUUCGGUGGAAUGGGCGUGUGCCAAUGUGCUCAGGGAGUUUGUGCAAGCAAUGGUGUUUGCAUGGACAACAGCUUCCUCGGUCUGGGAGGACUCCUGGGCACCAACAAGAACUUUGAUGCGAAUCAGAACCAACAGUACCAACAGUCCCAACAGUACCAGCCAUAUCAGCAGUACCAGCCGCAGCAAGGCCAACAGAGAUCGCCUCUGCCGUUCUUCGGUCGAUUGUACAAGGCAUCAGACCAUGUGGUGCCGCCGGAGGACCAUUUGCCAGGUCUGCUGAUAUUAGGCUUUUGCUGCUUCGCCCUGGUGCUGUUUGCUGCCCGUCGUUGUGCAACACAGGCAGCGCCUGUGUAUCAGGCAGUGAGUCUUUCUGAAGCCAGUGAGGAGGAUGCCUAAAGUCUUUUGGAGUUUCCAGCAAAGCCUGGAAUCGGAGGUUUGUACCAAACAUUGGGCGACUGAUAUCCAAAAAUGGGAGAUUGGCAGCUCAAUGGAUUGAAAUCCACGCGAUGGGACAUAGCCGAAAAGAAA